Molecule: messenger RNA, 1272 nt
Organism: Trichosurus vulpecula (common brushtail)
Lineage: Eukaryota; Metazoa; Chordata; Mammalia; Diprotodontia; Phalangeridae
Gene: TBX19
Product: T-box transcription factor 19
Exons: 8
Coding region: 1-1272 (423 amino acids)
Biological process (GO): regulation of transcription by RNA polymerase II; mesoderm formation; positive regulation of DNA-templated transcription
Cellular component (GO): nucleus
Molecular function (GO): RNA polymerase II cis-regulatory region sequence-specific DNA binding; DNA-binding transcription factor activity, RNA polymerase II-specific
Source: RefSeq, a predicted model, not a curated record
AUGAGCGACCAGGGUUGUAAGGAUGCCAGUGACUGCACAGUUUCCCGCCUGCUCAAUGUGGUGGAAAGUGAGCUCCAGGCAGGGAGGGAGAAAGGGGACCCCACAGAAAAGCAGCUUCAGAUAAUCCUGGAGGAUGCAGCCCUUUGGCAGAGAUUCAAGGAAGUCACUAAUGAAAUGAUCGUGACCAAGAAUGGCAGACGCAUGUUUCCUGUCUUGAAGAUCAGUGUAACUGGGCUGGAUCCCAAUGCCAUGUACUCCUUCCUGUUAGACUUCACCCCGACUGACAGUCACCGGUGGAAAUACGUCAAUGGCGAAUGGGUGCCAGCCGGCAAACCAGAGGCCUCCAACCACAGCUGCGUCUAUAUCCACCCAGAUUCUCCCAACUUUGGUGCCCACUGGAUGAAAGCCCCCAUCUCCUUCAGCAAAGUGAAGCUUACCAACAAACUCAACGGAGGUGGGCAGAUAAUGCUGAACUCUCUGCAUAAAUACGAACCCCAGGUUCACGUUGUUCGAGUUGGCAGUACCCACCGGAUGGUGAUGAAUUGCUCCUUUCCUGAAACUCAGUUCAUAGCUGUGACUGCCUAUCAGAAUGAGGAGAUAACGGCGCUCAAAAUCAAGUAUAAUCCAUUUGCCAAAGCCUUCUUGGAUGCCAAGGAACGAAACCAUCCAAAAGAUGCUCCAGAAGUUAUCUCAGAGGGUCAGCAUGUUACAUACUCUCACUUAGGAGGUUGGCUCAUUUCUAAUCCAGAUGCUGUGUGCACAUCAGGGAACUCCAGCUACCAGUACCCUGCUCCCCUGCCUUUGACCGCUCCCCACUCCCACCAUGGCUGUGAGCACUACUCUGGUCUGCAUGGACACAGGGCAGCUCCCUACCCUCCUCCCUACAUGCAUAGAAACCAUUCUUCCACAGUGAACUUGAUAGAGAGCUCAAGCAAUAGCCUGCAAGUUUUUUCUGGAAACAACAGCUGGACUUCUUUAUCCUCCACUCCCCAUGCCAGUGUGCUCUCAGUCCCUCAUACCAACGGAGCGGCCUCUCCCCGGCCCAGUCACUAUCCUUGCCUAUGGACCAUCAGUAACAGCGCUGGGAGCUCCGCUGACCCAGGCCCACCUGUGCAUACCAGCUCUUCAGGCGCAUUUCUCCUAGGCAACGCACCCUCUUCCUUGACCCCCAUCCAAGUGCCCACUUGUGCCAGCAUGGAUACCAUGGGAGAGUCCUCUCUCUCCAGCAUUGCUGUGUCCACAUGGACAGCAGUAUCGUCCCAUUCCUUCUGA